Molecule: messenger RNA, 7981 nt
Organism: Pocillopora meandrina
Lineage: Eukaryota; Metazoa; Cnidaria; Anthozoa; Scleractinia; Pocilloporidae
Source: the annotation of a GenBank genome assembly
GAAAGGAGAUGGUUAUAAUGUGGUUGGAGUAUCUUCUGUUGGAAAGACUUGUGUUUGGACGUGUGAGUAUGCUCCGUCUCACUGAAUGAGAAGAAAUAGCGACAAAAGAUGAAGCUGUGUCAUUGAAGAACCCGGCAAAGGUUCGCAGGGAUAUUUUCUUACAUGCUACCACUAUGUGUAGUAAAAAACCAAACAAUAUAUUCAUGUCUUUUAUUCGAUUAUAGAUAUCCUCUCAAUCUGAUUGUACUGAAUGUUCUGCGCUCAUGAACUGUUAGCGAAGUUUGAAUUGAUCUAAAUAUUCAUUGUGUAUUUUUCACUAUUAGUAUGUUAGCUUAAAAAACAUUCCUUGUUGUUCGGCAGUAUAUCUUGGUUUUAUCAACUGAGUUGAGGAUGUAAUUUGGCCACCGUAAAGAGUCUCCAAAGCUGACGUUUCGAGCGUUAGCCUUUCGUCUGAGCGACUCAAGAAAAAUUGUGGGCUGUGUGUGUUAAAUAUACAAAAAAAUAGAGCUAUGCGAUCGGUGAGAACAUGGUAGCGUGAACAUGCAGCAAUAGAGGUCAAUUCACUUAUACGAGCAGUUUUACCAAUUUCAGAAGAUAAGUUCAUUUUAAAACAAGACUUGCCCAAGAUAUCAGUUUCCAUCUUUCUAGCAGACGACCACGAUUCUUUAACGCCGCAGAACGUUUCCAAUGCCCUUAAUGAAAAAAAGAUGCAGUUUCUCGGUAAACAACGUAGUAUGAUUCUAAAUGACUUUGUAACAGAGUCCAUAACAAGCUUAUCUCUAAUUAUGGCUCAGAGCACGAUGUGUAUCACAUAUUCAGUGCGCUUCUUUUCGCUUCGAAGGUUAAGAAUCGGUUUUGAUAUGCUUAAAGCGCAUGUUAUAAAAGGAUUCCAUCAAACGAUUUCGUUAAAUAAUUUCCACGAUAUGGAAAGUAGUAUAGAGAGUUGGCGUUUUUGUACGGGAUCACUUUGAGAUCUUGUACCGGCAAUUUCGAAAAACAUACAACAAGUGAAUGAUCCGGGUUAAUAAUCAUUGGAGUCUCAAGCAACCUCUGAGAGGUACGCGUACAGGGUUUUGACGGAAUAGAUGCAAAACAAACUAACUGCUCUUAUGAAUCAUGUAACACAACCUGGGUGCUUGAUUGAAAAAACGUACAGCACAAAUUGGUCUCGGACGCUUUGAAGCCUUCUUGUUCUACGACGCCUCAACUGAGUUUCAAUCGUCAUGCCUUGUAUCUUAGGUCGCAACUCCAUGAACAUGGAACAAUCCUCAAACAGCGUGGCCGAGCUCCCAUUCUCUGAGACAGAAACCUACAUUUAUUCUAGCUCCGAUAAAGAGACUGAUGUAGCGAUGGAGUUCGUGCUGAAUCCGCCAACAUUUGUGGUUACGUCAAGUGGGUGGACUUCUCCGUGGUUCACCAAUCAUUCACCAUUUGUAGUACUGGACGAGCUAAAACAUUUGGACUUAUCAGUUGUUGCUGCAAAUACUGUUGGAGUGACUAGUGUGUGGACCCUGCAAGGUAACAUGAACGUCCACAGUUUGAGAAGUCCUAUCUGGAAUGAUCAGUUCUUUAAUUAUGCACGCGCCAUGCCACACAAGUAUCAGAGGCGCUCUUAAAAACUGUUUAGACCGACAUCUUGAAAACUUUCUUGUUAAGAAUUAGAAUAGAACAUUGUCUGAGCUACUCCUUAUAUCUUCAUCUAUAAUUUGUUAUUAAUAUUUAUAUUAAUGGUUUAACAUUUUCUGUGCUGUGACAUUUUAGUUGUAGUGUUGUCAAGGGAGAUCGUUUUUCCUGUUAAUGCAGUGAAAUUACAGGAGACCAGUAAUUUACCAAAAUUAGCUUAUGUUGUGAAAAUCACAUGGUUAAAUCAUGUUUCUGUUAUUGCUCUGAACUUGUGCGUAACGUUUAUUGUUUGCAUAACUGUUGAACUGUUCGUUUUAAAAUGAUAUAUUAGAUAUACAUGAUAAAACGCUGCUAGUUAGAGCUUUGGACCGUUCACUGCAGAUCCCCGGCACCUGAAAUUAGCGACAGAUCUUUGUCCUCCCGUUAGCCGAGCAGGCGCUCCGAGAUUUUUAAGUCUCCCAUAACGUUUCUUGUUUAGCUCAGUCAAGCAGUCACAGUACCGGGUCUACAAAAUUACCCUUUCGUGUGGGUAUAGCUAACCUAUCGUCAAUGGGUUUUAUCUCUGUGGGUAGGCUACGCACUAUCGCUGCAGCUAGUUAUCCUUGAACUGAAGAGUUCGAAACCUGAAGCAUUUGGUCUCGAAAAGAAAGAUUCCAAAAUAAUGAGUGCAAAUUGACAGGUUAUAAAUUGUUUUUAUUUUUCUUAAACGUUGUGCACAUCAAUCUUUUGUCAAUACCGCAUGAUUUAAAAAGAAAGCUUCAUAACUGUUUAAGUGAGUUUGAGUUGGACUUUUUCUUAGUCUCGCAUGGACAUAUUAGAUUUCCGCCGCUCUCGUGUACGGUCUUCGCCGAUAUGCUGAGUACAUGCAUGGCAAACUCAUAUUCUUAAGUGGAUAUCUUUGCGGCAGUUUACGUGUUUUUCAUUCGCCAUGUCUGCCCCGCCUCAAGAACUCCAUAAACCUCCUUAUGUGUUGGUUCGCAUUCCUAUGAACACGAAAGAUCCUUAAAAGGCAUUUUCAGAGACACCAACCUACGUUGACUUUUGGUGUCCACCGGAGUUUUGUCAAUAUGUGAUUCUUGGUACGUCGGUGUGGCUUGUCAGCGAUAGGAAGUCUUACAAUAUCAUGUAUAUGACCUUAGACGCUCCCUAUUAUGUACUCAGUAGGUUGAAAAGAAAUGGUUAUAUCGUGUGGUUGGAGUAUCUUCCGUUAGAGAGACCUGUCUUUUGCGUAAGAAUAUGCUCCGUCUCACUGAAUAAGUAGAAAUAGGGACAAACUUUGCAGUUUCUCAAUAAACAACAUAGUAUGAUUCUAAAUGACUAUAGAACAGUGUCCAUGAUAAGCUUAUCUCUAAUUAUGGCUCAGAGAACGAGGUGUAUCAUAUACUCAGUGCACUUCCUUCGCUUCAUAGACUUAAGAGUCGGUUGUGAUAUGCCUGAAGCGCGUGUUAAGGCGCGCGCGUUCGUUUCAUUUUUUGCCUUGAAUUAUGAGAUAUUUUACAUGUUUGGCACACUUGUUUGACCACUGUACAUUCAGCGUUUGUGCAUGCUCUGCUACCGUUUGAAUUCUUUCUGCAAGUACAGAGUAGUAUAGAUAGUUGAUGUUUUUGUACGAGAUUACUUUUUGAUCUCGUACCGCCUACUCCGAAAAGCAUACAGCAAAUGAAAAUUCCGGAUUAACAACCAUUGGAGUCUCAAACAACCUUUGUGAAGGAGGUACACAGGGUUUUGACGGAAUAGACGCAAAAAAUAUCAACUGCCCCAGUGAAUUAUGCAACAUAACCCGCAUGCUUGAUUGUAAUUCCGAGAAAAAGCGGAAAAAGCCUUGACGUCUUAUAUUAUUGGUCAAGGACGCCUUGACGUCUUAUCUUAUUGGCCAAGGACGCUUUGACGUCUUAUCUUAUUGGUCAAGGAGGCUUUGACAUCUUAUCUUAUUGGUCAAGGACGCUUUGACGUCUGAUCUUAUUGAUCAUGGACGCUUUGACGUCUUACAUUAUUGUUCCCAGACGCUUUGACGUCUACAUUAUUGUUCUCGGACGCUUUGGAGUCUUCUCUUAUUGUUCUUGGACGCUUUGAAGUCUUAUCUUGUUGAUCAAGGACACUCUCACGUCUUAUCUUAUUGCUCAAAGACGCUAUGAAGUCUGAUCUUAUUGGUCAAGGACACUUUGAAGUCUGAUCUUAUUAGUCAAGGACACUUUGAAGUCUUAUCUUAUUGAUCAAGGUCGCUCUGCCAUCUUAUCUUAUUGGUCAAGGACGCUUUGACGUGUUAUCUUAUUGGUGAAGAACGCUUUGAAGUCUUAUCUUAUUGAUCAAGGACGCUUUGACGUCUUAUCUUAUUGGUCAAGGACGCUUUGACGUCUUAUCUUAUUGGUCAAGGACGCUUUGACGUCUUACCUUAUUGAUGAAAGACGCUUUGAGGUCUUAUCUUAUUGGUCUCGAACCCUUUGAAGUCUUAUCUUUUUUGGUCUCGGACGCUUUGCAGCCUUCUUGUUCUACGACGCUUCAACUGUGUUUUAAUCGUCAUGCUUUUCAUCCUAGUUCGCAGCUCCAUGAAAAUGGAAAAAUCCUCAAACAGAGUGGCCGAGGACGCAUUCUUUGAUGAGAAAACCUACAUUGAUUCUAGCCAUGGUAAAGGGACCGAUUUCUCGAAGGCGAUAACUGACCGGCUGGAGUUUCUAACUGAAGUUAAGUCACAUUCGUUGAUGUCUACGUGGAGCACCGUUCAUCCUCCUUUUGUAGUACUGGCCAUACUGCAAGAUUUGGGCUUCUCAGUUGUUACAGCAAAUACUGUUGGUGUGACUACUGUGUGGACCCUACGUGGUAGCCUGAACGUCCAGCGCUAGUGUUGUUUUACCCCCGAUCAUCAUCAUCUUCUUUGUUAUGAACAGUUUGCACGACAGGAAAUGCAGGAGCCCUUUGAAAAACUGUUCCCACCGACGUUUUGAACACUUUCUUGUUAAGAAUUAGAAUAGGACAUUAGACAUUGGACAUUGAACAUUGGACAUCGAAGCUACUCCCUAUAUCUUUGUCUGUGAUUGUUAUUUACAUUAAUGCUUUGAUAUUUUCUGUGCUCUGGCAUUUUAUUUGUAGUGUUGUUUAAGGAGAUCGUUUUCCUGUUAAUGCAGUGAAAUUAUAGACGACCGGUAAUUUACCAAAUUAGCUUAUGCUGUGAAAAUCACAUGGUUAAAUCAUGUUUUUGUUAUCGAUCUGAACUCAUGUGUAACGUUCAUUGUUUGCUUAACUGUCGAACUGUUCGCAUUAAAAUAACAUUUAAAUACAGUAAUAGAUCUUUGUCUUCCCGUUAGCCAAGCGAGCGCUCCAAACUAUUUUAGUCUCCCAUAACGUUUCUUGUUUCGUCCAGCCAAGCAUUCGCUGUACCGGGUCAACAGAAUUACCCUUUCGUGUGGAUAUAGCAAACAUAUCGCUAAUUGAAAUUUUCCCCUGUAGAUAGACCGCUUUUUAUCUCUUCAGCUAGUUAUCCUUGAACUGAGGCCUGGAGUUUUUCUCGGCCUCGCAUGGACCUAUUGUGCUCGAUUUCCGCCGCUCUCGUGUCCGGUCUUCGGCAAUAGACAUACAUGCCGCAAAGGAAGGCGAGUUCUCUCUCUUACACCUGGAUGUUAUUUUUUACAUACACCUAAUUGCAAAAAGUGAAAGCAAAAAAGGCAAAAGGCAAAAAAAGCCAUUAGCUUAUAAAAACUUCCCUCUGGCUCAACACCCGCCAAAUGAACAAUUCUCACAGAAUUUCCAUUCAAAACUUCUUUCUGUUUAGAGAUUCCAGUGAUUCCGGUCAUUCCAAAAAUGUACAUAUGUAUAUGUAUAGGAAUCCCAUAUGCUAUUGCUUUAUACUACCUAAUUCGAAUUAGGCCUACUUUGUUUUUCGCUUUUUCCUGAUACAACGUUACUGCAAUUUGGUGUAUGUAAAUGACAAAAUAAAGCGAUCAGUUUAGCCGGAACGGAAGUGAAAUUUGUCACGAUUCCAAUAACUUCUAUAAGUUAACCAUUUCUCAUGCAUGCACAAUUCUGAGAAAAACAGGAUAUGCUGAGUACAUGCAUGGCAAACUCGUAUUCUUAAGUGGAUAUUUUUGCAGCAGUUUAGGCGUUUUCUGCCCCGCCACGAGAACUCCAUAAACUUCUUUUAGUGCAGGGUCGCACUCCUAUGAUGAGGCAUUUUCAGAGACACCAACUUACAUUGAAUUGUGGUGUCCACCGGAUUUUUGGCGAUAUGUGAUUCAUGGUACGUCGGCGUACCCUGGCAGCGAUAAAAAGUCUUACAAUAUCACGUAAAGACCACCGACGCCCCUUACCAUGUACUCAGUAGGUUGAAAGGAGAUGGUUAUAAUGUGGUUGGAGUAUCUUCUGUUGGAAAGACUUGUGUUUGGACCUGUGAGUAUGCUCCGUCUCACUGAAUGAGAAGAAAUAGCGACAAAAGAUGAAGCUGUGUCAUUGAAGAACCCGGCAAAGGUUCGCAGGGAUAUUUUCUUACAUGCUACAACUAUGUGUAGUAAAACACCAAACAAUAUAUUCAUGUCUUUUAUUCGAUUAUAGAUAUCCUCUCAAUCUGAUUGUACUGAAUGUUCUGCGCUCAUGAACUGUUAGCGAAAUUUGAAUUGAUCUAAAUAUGCAUUGUGUAUUUUUCACUAUUAGUAUGUUAGCUUAAAAAACAUUCCUUGUUGUUCCUCGGCAGUAUAUCUUGGUUUUAUCAACUGAGUUGAGGAUGUAAUUUGGCCAUCGUAAAGAGUCUCCAAAGCUGGCGUUUCGAGCGUUAGCCUUUCGUCUGAGCGAUUCAAGAAAAAUUGUGGGCUGUGUGUGUUAAAUAUACAAAAAAAUAGAGCUAUGCAAUCGGUGAGAACAUGGUAGCGUGAACAUGCAGCAAUAGAGGUCAAUUCACUUAUACGAGCAGUUUUACCAAUUUCAGAUGAUAAGUUCCUUUUAAAACAAGACUUGCCCAAGAUAUCAGUUUCCGUUCUUCUAGCAGACGACCACGAUUCUUUAACGCCGCAGAACGUUUCCAAUGCCCUUAAUGAAAAAAAGAUGCAGUUUCUCGGUAAACAACGUAGUAUGAUUCUAAAUGACUUUGUAACAGAGUCCAUAACAAGCUUAUCUCUAAUUAUGGCUCAGAGCACGAUGUGUAUCACAUAUUCAGUGCGCUUCCUUUCGCUUCGAAGGUUAAGAAUCGGUUUUGAUAUGCUUGAAGCGCAUGUUAUAAAAGGAUUCCAUCAAACGAUUUCGUUAAAUAAUUUCCACGAUAUGUAAAGUAGUAUAGAGAGUUGGUGUUUUUGUACGGGAUCACUUUGAGAUCCUGUGCCAGCAAUUUCGAAAAACAUACAACAAGUGAAUGAACCGGGUUAAUAAUGAUUGGAGUCUCAAACAACUUCUGAGAGGUAAGCGUACAGGGUUUUGACGGAAUGGAUGCAAAACAAACUAACUUCCCUUAUGAAUCAUGUAACACAACCUGAGUGCUUGAUUGAAAAAACGUACAGCACAAAUUGGUCUCGGACGCUUUGAAGCCUUCUUGUUCUACGACGCCUCAACUGAGUUUCAAUCGUCAUGCCUUGUAUCUUAGGUCGCAACUCCAUGAACAUGGAACAAUCCUCAAACAGCGUGGCCGAGCUCCCAUUCUCUGAAACAGAAACCUACAUUGAUUCUAGCUCCGAUAAAGAGACUGAUGUAGCGAUGGAGUUCGUGCUGAAUCCGCCAACAUUUGUGGUUACGUCAAGUGGGUGGACUUCUCCGUGGUUCACCAAUCAUUCACCUUUUGUAGUUUUGGACGAGCUAAAAGAUUUGGACUUAUCAGUUGUUGCAGCAAAUACUGUUGGAGUGACUAGUGUGUGGACCCUGCAAGGUAACAUGAACGUCCACAGUUUGAGAAGUCCUAUCUGGAAUGAUCAGUUCUUUAAUUAUGCACGCGCCAUGCCACACAAGUAUCAGGGGCGCUCUUGAAAACUGUUUAGACCGACAUUUUGAAAACUUUCUUGUUAAGAAUUAGAAUAGAACAUUGUCUGAGCUACUCCUUAUAUCUUCAUCUAUAAUUUGUUAUUAAUAUUUAUAUUAAUGGUUUAACAUUUUCUGUGCUGUGACAUUUUAGUUGUAGUGUUGUCAAGGGAGAUCGUUUUUCCUGUUAAUGCAGUGAAAUUACAGGAGACCAGUAAUUUACCAAAAUUAGCUUAUGUUGUGAAAAUCACAUGGUUAAAUCAUGUUUCUGUUAUUGCUCUGAACUUGUGCGUAACGUUUAUUGUUUGCAUAACUGUUAAACUUUUCGUUUUAAAUGAUAUAUUAGAUAUACAUGAUAAAACGCUGCUAGUUAUAGCUUUGGACCGUUCACUGCAGAUCCCCGGCACCUGAGAUUAGCGACAGAUCUUUG